AUGUCCCAGCACGGUGAGGUGGAUGACGAGAGUGGAAAAAUGGCCAUUUCAUAUGCAAGUGGACUUUCCGCCGAUCACACCCAGUCUCUGCCCUCGUUUCGAGAGACACGGCUACCAGGAAACGGAGUACAGUCAGCAGCUGCUCGUGGCCCGAGUCCUAUCCUGCCAUCCAUCCGAGACCUUCAGGCCAUUCCCGAUUGCUCUCUGAAGGCGCCAGCCACUGGAUUACCAGAUCACCGGGGACCAUCCCGGACGGAAGCGUAUCCGGUUCAGGAAUUUCGGGGGGGUGCCGUUGGCGCACCAAGUUACUCUCCUACCGGUUUACCGGGCUCAAUGGGUGACAGACGAGACCUGUAUGCUGGAAACAGCAUACCGGCAGCGGUGCAUGCUCAGCCACAGUAUCCAUCUUAUCCGGGGGUCAUCUACCAAAGCGAUUCAGAGCAGGCCUCUUCGCAGUCAUUGCCGCCAUCACAGCAGUCAAACUUCGGCAUCUUGGGGGACUCGGUCGAUUCGAAGAACAAGCGCAGGCGAGGAAAUCUUCCCAAGCCAGUCACUGAUAUUCUAAGGGCUUGGUUCCAUGAACAUCUGGACCACCCCUAUCCGAGCGAGGAAGAUAAGCAGAUGUUUAUGACUCGCACCGGGCUUACGAUUAGCCAGAUUAGCAACUGGUUUAUCAAUGCACGGAGACGACAGCUUCCCGCGCUUCGGAAUCAGAUGCGAAAUGGUGCUAGUGAUCUUGAUUCGCAGCGGCAAUCACCGUUCAGCGACAUGGAGCAAACGUCUUCCGAGGCACCGAAUAGACUCAACAGUACUACGAAGCAUUGA
Molecule: messenger RNA, 825 nt
Organism: Aspergillus fumigatus Af293
Lineage: Eukaryota; Fungi; Ascomycota; Eurotiomycetes; Eurotiales; Aspergillaceae
Source: RefSeq, a predicted model, not a curated record